CUCUUCUCUUAGUUUCUGUUACCGCCUCAGGAUCGCGUGGUCACAGGAAGGGAAGGGAAAGGCGCCACAGUGCUGCUCCCCACAGAAGCUGUGAGGCCAAGCACGCUGCCCGGGGUCUGGCGUGAGCAUUGGGACAGAAACCUCAGUACGAGGGACACCCUCCUCGUUCGCCGCUCCCGCCUCUCUCGGGCCACGGAUGGCGGCGACCAUGCUGAGGCGCGCGGCUAAGGCUUUUGUGACCUUUGAGGAUGUCGCCGUGCACCUCUCCAAGAAAGAAUGGCUCCUCCUGGAUGAGUCUCAGAGACGCCUGUACCUCGAUGUGAUGUUGGAUAACUAUGGUCUUAUAUCAUCUCUGGGUUGCUGCUGUGGAACAGAGGAUGAGGAGACACCCAAUGAACAAAAUAUUACUGUAAGAGUCUCAAAGGCUAUGAAUCUUAAGACAGCACUGUCUUCCCAGAAGAGCCACCCCUGUGAGAGUUGUGGGUGUGUCUUGAGAAAUAUUUUCUUCUUGGUUAACCAGCAGGGAAACCAACGGGGCCCAACACAGCUGAGGUGUGGGGCAUGUGCAAAAUCAUUUUAUUUCAGUGCAUGGAGUCACCAGUACCAGGAGCAGGGCGCAACACAGAAUGGUUUCAUAAGAAGUGUAGACAGGGUCUCACUUGAAAAGAGCAGCAAUUUCUAUGUGCCCAGGGAUCCUCGUAGGUCUAGUCUGAUUGGAAAAUACUUGCUCAUCAGUUCCAGACAUCGUGAGCAACUGGCUGCUUGCUCCAUGUCUAGGGGAAACAAAAUCUCUAAGUCUGGAAUGACUUUUAACACUACAAAAUAUUACAUCCCAAGAAAAGGCAAGAAGACAAUUGGUUGUGAUGACAAACUGGUUGAGAACCACAGAUUCCUUACUGGAAGAAAGCGUUUUUUGUGUUGUGAAUGUGGGAAGUCUUUUAUCGGAAUUUCUGCCCUCCGUGUUCAUCAGAGACUUCACACUGGAGAAAGGGUUUAUAAAUGUGAAUGUGGGAAAUCUUUUACACAAAAUAUCAUCCUCCGUCGUCAUCAGAAAGUUCAUACUGGCGAAAGUCCUUAUGAGUGUGGUCAGUGUGGAAAAUCUUUUACCCAUAGUAGUUCCCUCCAUCUUCAUCACAGAGAUCACAUUAGAGACAGGCAUUAUGAGUGCAGUCAGUGUGGAAGAUCUUUUCCCAAUUGGUAUGGUUUUCAUUGUCAUCAGCGAGUUCACACUGGAGAAAAACCUUACGAAUGUAGUGAAUGUAAGAAGUGUUUUAGGCAGAGCUCCGCCCUUAUUCAGCACUACAGAGUUCAUUCUGGAGAAAAUCUGUUAUGGAAAACAUACAAUUAGCUCUGCCUUUUGUCAUUGAAGUGUUAGCACUGGAUAAAGGCUUUUUGAGUGCAUUGGAGCUCUGUAAUCUUUCACCAGUAAUUCUGCUGGUAUUAUCAGUUCACAAAGGAGAGAGGCUUUAUGAGUGCUCUGAAUGUAGGAUAUCCUGUAGCUAUAGCAGUCACCCAUAUUAAUAUUGAAUAGUUCACUCAAAAGAAAGGCCUUAUGAGUACAGUGACUGUGGGAAGUCUUUUUCUUGUAUCAGUAAUUUCCAUUAUUGUGAGUUUACACUGUAGAAAUGCCUGUUGAGUGCUUGUGAAUAUGGGGAAUCUUACAGUAGCCAUGAUUUCCAUUUCACCAGAAUUCACGAUGACUGAGUCUUUGUAAGUUAAGUAACUUUGGAAAACUUUUGUCACUUUGUUAUAUAUUUGAGAGUUCACAGGGGUGAAAGGUUUUAUAUAUACAUGCAGUAUGAUAAUUUUAUUUUCUUAUAACACCAAGCUCCUUUAUUCAGAGAGUCCACUCUGGGGAAGAGUUUUAUGAGUACAGUGAAUGUUGGAAAUGCUUUUUCUACCCUUUUUUUAACUUAUCAGAGAGGUCACACAGGAUAUAGGCCUUAGGGGCACAUCAAAUUUAAAUAUUUUAUCUCAGUCAUAAUCCCUUUAAUCACAGUUCAAACUGGUUAAAGGCUGCACAUGUAAAGUGAAGUUGGAAGAUCUGUAGCAAUAAGUUUAUACCCUUGGAACGUUGGAGUGUUCUCACUGUGUAAAUGGUUAUAUUUUGGGAAAUGUGUUUGUUUUCCAGUGCAGGAACACUGAAGAGAACUUUCUGAGGAACCUCAGAAUUUAAUUUUAUAUGUUCACAGUGUGGACAUGUCUCAGAUUGUAAUGGUUAAAUUUCUAAAGAACCUAACAAAAUAGAAACUAAACCAGCUGUGACUUUACACAUCCUUACUCCUAGUGUAUGGGGGUUGUUUCUCCCCAUCUAACAAAAUCUUGAGUGUUUUAUAUUUGUCAGUUGUAGCUCUUUUUAUAUGUUCAUCAUGCUCUCUCUGUUGUUUUAGUUGCAUUUCCCUGAGGAUUUAUAACGAGCAUUUUUGUAGGUGUGUGUGCACUACUGAUAUGUUUUUAGUAUAUUGCGUGUUCACAUAAUUUAC
Messenger RNA from Phyllostomus discolor (pale spear-nosed bat), 2483 nucleotides. RefSeq names its product zinc finger protein 211-like. Gene Ontology annotation, molecular function: DNA-binding transcription repressor activity, RNA polymerase II-specific. Gene Ontology annotation, biological process: negative regulation of transcription by RNA polymerase II. Bases 197 to 1348 code for a protein of 383 amino acids. The record is from RefSeq and is a predicted model, not a curated record. The transcript has 3 exons. Lineage: Eukaryota; Metazoa; Chordata; Mammalia; Chiroptera; Phyllostomidae.